AUGUGCUUACUGCCUCCAUGUGCCUCCCAUGUGCUUACUGCCUCCCAUGUGCUUACUUGCCUCCCAUGUGCUUACUGCCUCCCAUGUGCCUUACUGCCUCCCAUUGUGCUUACUGCCUCCCAUGUGCUACUGACUCCCAUGUGCUUACUGCCUCCAUGUGCUUACUGCCUCCCAUGUGCUUACUGCUCCCAUGUGCUUACUGCUCCCAUGUGCUUACUGCCUCCCAUGUGCCUUACUGCCUCCCAUGUGCUUACUGCCUCCCAUGGUGCUUACUGCCUCCCAUGUGCUUACUGCCUCCCAUGUGCUUACUGCCUCCCAUGUGCUUACUGCCUCCCAUGUGCUUACUGCCUCCCAUGUGCUUACUGCCUCCAUUGCCUCCCAUGUGCUUACUGCCUCCCAUGUGCUUACUGCCUCCCAUGUGCUUACUGCCUCCAUGUGCUUACUGCCUCCCAUGUGCUUACUGCCUCCCAUGUGCUUACUGCCUCCCAUGUGCUUACUGCCUCCCAUGUGCUUACUGCCUCCCAUGUGCUUACAUGA
Closterium sp. Naga37s-1 is the source of this 537-nucleotide messenger RNA. The record is from the annotation of a GenBank genome assembly. NCBI's taxonomy places the organism in Eukaryota, Viridiplantae, Streptophyta, Zygnematophyceae, Desmidiales, Closteriaceae.